Leishmania mexicana MHOM/GT/2001/U1103 is the source of this 1299-nucleotide messenger RNA. RefSeq names its product putative phosphoprotein phosphatase. The record is from RefSeq and is a predicted model, not a curated record. Lineage: Eukaryota; Euglenozoa; Kinetoplastea; Trypanosomatida; Trypanosomatidae. The coding region runs from base 1 to 1299 and encodes 432 amino acids. Gene Ontology annotation, molecular function: protein serine/threonine phosphatase activity. The transcript has a single exon. Gene Ontology annotation, cellular component: nucleus; cytoplasm.
AUGGCCGAACACCCAUCUCCGCUCGUCAUCAGCGAAGCCAAGACCAGCAACCGCCCGUCCGACUCUCUGCGCAGUCCAACAUACCGCACCCGGGAGCACCUGCUCUCUCAAACCUCAUCCUCGGUGUUGGCGUCGGUGGCAGACGACACUAGCCUGUCAAGCACGCCCGACUUCCAAGAGGAAGAAGGGGUACAGGACCUGGGGACGAUUGACUUCUUCAGUGCACCGCCACGCAGCGGAAAGUUUUUGCCGCUGAUCGAGUGGCUGCUGCGCCGUGGCGAGCGCGGUGACGUCGGCGCCCUCACGGCAUCGCAGAAGGACAGCGACGAGCACACGCAGGCGAGCUUCUUCAACGAGGACUACAUCCUGAAGUUGUGCGCUGCGGCGACGACGGUGCUGGUGGAGGAGCCAGCGCUGCUGGAACUGGAGGUGAUAGCGCACGACACGCUGGUGGUGGUGGGCGACAUCCACGGCCAGUUCCAGGACCUCUACACGAGUGUGCUCUGCCAGCAGUACGACCGGCGCCGGUGCAACCCCGAGGGACGCGAUCACCGCUUCCUGUUCAUGGGUGACUACGUGGACCGCGGCCCGCACAGCCUGGAGGUGAUGCUGCUGCUGCUGGCGCUGAAGGUGGAGUACCCGACGCUAGUGUACCUGACGCGUGGCAACCACGAGGAGGAGAAGACGUCGCGCGUGUACGGCUUCUUGACGGAGGUGACGACGUCGCUCGGCGCCGCGGCCGGGACGGCGGUGUGGAGUGCCGUGAACAAGGUGUUCCUCGACCUGCCGCUGGCUGCGAUUGUGCAGACACUGUACAUGCGCUUCUUUGUGACUCACGGCGGCCUCUCGCCGGGCUUGCAGAGUGUGGAGGAGAUCGCGAGCAUCGAUCGGCACAACUACAGCAGCGGCAACGUCACGGCCGCGGAGGAUGACCUUAUCACGGGCCUUCUCUGGUCUGACCCAACGAACGAGAUGGCCAUGUACAAGCAGAACCCCCGCGGCUGCGGCUUUUUGUUUGGCCCAUCCGCCUCGAACCGAUUCUGCGCCGACAACAACUUCGAUUUCAUCUGCCGCGCGCACCAGGUGGCAAUGGACGGGUACUUCUGGACGCACAACGACCGCGUCGUGACGGUCUUCUCCGCACCGAAUUACUGCGGCGUCAACGGGAAUAAGGGAGCCGUGCUUCUUAUAAAGGGGUGCUCCCGGCGGCCCAUAGUGCACCAGUACGGCAGCGCAGACAAGAGCGAGGCCGCACCAUCCCGCAAGGCAGACUUUGUGUACGCUGACAUGUUCACAUGA